AUGUUUGAUUUCAGCAACAAUUCUCACCGUCGUUACAACCCUUUAACCAAGUCAUGGGUUCUAUGUUCUCCUCAUCGUACACAGAGGCCUUGGCAAGGUCAACAAGAAGGUGAUCAGUCUGAGCAGAGACCUCAAUAUGAUCCUCAGUGUUAUCUCUGUCCUGGUAACCAACGUGCUAAUGGUGAAAGCAAUCCCAAGUAUGACGCUACUUUCCGUUUUCCAAAUGAUUUUGCCGCUGUAAAGACAGAUCAGCCUGCUCUUGAAGCCACAGAUGAUGAUUUGAUUCGAGUGGAAGGUGUCCGUGGUGAAUGUCAUGUCAUUUGCUUUUCGCCUCGUCAUGAUCUCACCUUGGCAGAAAUGUCUGUAGAAGAGAUAGAAAAGGUUGUUGACAUUUGGACUUCAAGUUACUUGGACAUGCAACAGAACCCAGUUAUUAAACACGUGCAAAUCUUUGAAAACAAGGGCGCUGCCAUGGGUUGCUCUAACCCUCAUCCUCAUGGUCAAAUGUGGUGCACUGAAAGUAUUCCAGAAGAGCCUCAAAAGGAGUUGAUAGCUUUACAGGAAUACAACCAAAAGUACGGGGAUAAAAAGUGUUUGCUUUGUGAUUAUGCUCAACGUGAAAUGAACGAUCCUGAGCGUAAGCGUACAGUAUUUGAAAAUGACACCUUCUUAGUUGUGGUUCCCUUCUGGGCCGUUUGGCCAUUUGAAGUCAUGGUUUUACCCAAGAUACAUAUCGCUUCACUACCAGAGAUGGAUGAUAAGCAAAAGCAUGAUCUGGCUGACGCUGUUCGUCGCAUCACCUGUCGUUAUGAUAACCUGUUCAAAACUAGCUUCCCUUAUUCUAUGGGUAUCCAUCAAAAGCCUCUUCAGGGUGAAUAUGAUUAUGCACACCUUCAUCUUCACUACUAUCCACCUUUGUUAAGAAGUGCUACUGUUAGAAAAUUCCUUGUCGGAUUUGAAAUGCUUGGUGAGCCUCAACGUGACCUAACCCCAGAACAAGCAGCAGCCCGUCUUAGAGAGCUUCCCGAAGUACACUAUAAGGAAAUAGCUAAUUAA
Rhizopus microsporus ATCC 52813 is the source of this 1056-nucleotide messenger RNA. Its product is annotated as galactose-1-phosphate uridylyltransferase. The record is from RefSeq and is a predicted model, not a curated record. The coding region runs from base 1 to 1056 and encodes 351 amino acids. The transcript has 2 exons. Gene Ontology annotation, cellular component: cytoplasm. Gene Ontology annotation, biological process: beta-D-galactose catabolic process via UDP-galactose, Leloir pathway. Gene Ontology annotation, molecular function: zinc ion binding; UDP-glucose:hexose-1-phosphate uridylyltransferase activity. Lineage: Eukaryota; Fungi; Mucoromycota; Mucoromycetes; Mucorales; Rhizopodaceae.